Molecule: messenger RNA, 2105 nt
Organism: Juglans microcarpa x Juglans regia
Lineage: Eukaryota; Viridiplantae; Streptophyta; Magnoliopsida; Fagales; Juglandaceae
Product: wall-associated receptor kinase-like 20
Biological process (GO): protein phosphorylation; cell surface receptor signaling pathway
Cellular component (GO): plasma membrane
Molecular function (GO): ATP binding; protein serine/threonine kinase activity; polysaccharide binding
Source: RefSeq, a predicted model, not a curated record
AGAAAAGAAGCCUCUUCAUUUCUCUCUUUCUCGAUGGAGAUGACUAAGCUGAAGCUCCUCUUAUUCACGGCGGCGCUGCUAAUGUGCACCGGGAGUGCAACCUCCGCGAAAAGCUGUCCGAACUGCGGCAACAGCACAGUUCCUUACCCGCUCAGCACCGGUCUCUCCUGUGGAGACCAGUCCUAUAAGAUCCGGUGCGAUGCGGGCUCGCUCAAGUUCGAUACGCUCAACACCACCUACGCAAUCACGUCCGUCAAUCCCUCCACCCAACGUUUCGUGAUCAGACCCGCGGAGUUCCUGCCCAACACCUGCGUCACAUCAGAUCUCGUCCAUCAGGGCGUGCAGCUUAACAGCACCCUCCCCUUCAACGUCACUAGCAGCAACACCAUCCUCUACCUCAACUGUUCCGAAGACAUCCUCCGAUCGCCUUUGAAUUGCUCGUCGAAUAGCUUGUGCCACGUGUAUGCCAACGACAGCGGAGCUUCGGCUCCAUGCGAGGCCGCACCGCGAUGCUGUACGUUCAGGGCGGGCGGGUCAUCGACUUCCUACAUGAUUCGGGUCCGGAAGUCGGGGUGUAGUGCCUACACGAGCUUCGUCAACUUGGACCCGAGCUUGCCUGUGAACCAGUGGCCCGACCCAGGUUUGGAGAUUCAGUGGGUGUUGCCAAGGGAACCCGUGUGUGGGUCCCAGGCGGACUGUGAUGACGGGCAGAACUCUCGUUGUGAGCCCGACCCAGCUGCGGGUGGGGUUAGUCGGUGCUUCUGUAACUCGCUUGUUUGGGACCCGGUUGUGGGGUUAUGCGCUGAAAAAUGUGCAAAUGUUGAGGGCUGCGGCGGCGAAUCGGACCGGACAGCACUGAUAGCAGGUUUAACUAGCGGCCUUGGUGCAACACUGUUUGUUGCCAUCAUCGCCAUUUUACUCUACAAACGCCAUAGGCGCAUCAAAGAAGCACGAGAACGCCUGACCAGAGAGCGAGAAGAAAUCCUAAAUGCCAAUAGGGGAGGCAGAGCAGCAAAACUAUUCACUGGCAGAGACAUCAAGAAAGCAACACACGUCUUCUCCAGAGACCGCCUCCUAGGCACUGGUGGGUAUGGUGAAGUCUACAAAGGCAUUCUAGAAGAUGGCACAGAUGUUGCCGUCAAGUGUGCUAAGGUUGGAAACACCAAAGGCACCGACCAGGUCCUCAACGAAGUCAGAAUUCUAUGUCAUGUCAACCACCGAAGCCUUGUGCGCCUACUUGGCUGUUGUGUUGAGCUAGAGCAGCCUAUUUUGGUGUACGAGUACAUAGCAAAUGGGACUCUUUUAGAACAUUUGCAGGGUCUGAAACCUGGUGGGCGAGGUCGCCUUAGUUGGAGUCAUCGUCUUCGCAUUGCCCAUGAUGCUGCUGAAGGUCUUGCAUACCUCCAUUCCUCUGCAGUUCCUCCAAUAUAUCACCGAGAUGUCAAGUCUAGUAACAUUCUGCUUGACGAGAAACUGAAUGCCAAGGUUUCAGAUUUUGGAUUAUCUAGAUUGGCUCAUACUGAUUUGAGCCACGUCUCAACUUGUGCUCAAGGGACUCUUGGAUACCUUGAUCCUGAGUAUUAUAGAAAUUAUCAGUUGACUGAUAAAAGCGAUGUAUAUAGCUUUGGAGUCGUGUUGUUGGAGCUGUUGACUUCUCAAAAGGCAAUUGAUUUUAACAGGGAAGCAGAUGAUGUGAACUUGGCAGUCUAUGUGCAGAGAAUGGUGGAGGAAGAGAGGUUAAUGGAUGCCAUAGAUCCAAUGCUAAUAGACGGAGCAAGCACUUUCGAGAUGGAGACCAUGAAGGCUUUGGGUUUUCUGGCAGUAAGUUGCUUGGAGGAACGUAGACAGAACCGACCUUCCAUGAAAGAAGUUGCCGAGGAGAUCGAGUAUAUUAUGAGUAUUGCGAGGGCAAAAGAUGUUCAGGAUUAGUUACUAGUGAAAUUUCGAGGUACUUAAAGACGCAGUUGAUUUUAUGAUCACAUAUGCAUGCUAUUGGUGUUUGUUGUUGAGCAUAAUGACUCCUAUUAUAUUACUUUGUUUAGUGCACAUGAUGUAUACAUACUGUAAUAUGAAUAAACAUCGACAUAGUUUUGCUCGAAGAAGAA